Molecule: messenger RNA, 3111 nt
Organism: Aspergillus tanneri
Lineage: Eukaryota; Fungi; Ascomycota; Eurotiomycetes; Eurotiales; Aspergillaceae
Product: putative C6 transcription factor
Exons: 9
Coding region: 1-3111 (1036 amino acids)
Biological process (GO): DNA-templated transcription; regulation of DNA-templated transcription
Molecular function (GO): DNA binding; DNA-binding transcription factor activity, RNA polymerase II-specific; zinc ion binding
Source: RefSeq, a predicted model, not a curated record
AUGAGCCUCCCUUCUCCCCAGAAGAACGCCGCCAGUAGUGUUCCUCCCCCAAGACAAAUCCGUUUCGUCUCGACCGAUGGUCAACCCCAGACUAAACGGCGACGAGUGAACGCGGCAUGUCGGACAUGUCGCAAGCGCAAAAUACGAUGCUCAGGUGAACAACCAGUGUGCAAAACCUGCUCUGACUACAACCACAUCUGCCUGGGAUAUAGCGAGCCUCCCUCUCAUCUCCGAUCACAAUCCGAUGCCGCUUCCCGUAAUGCAAACCUCCCCUCCAUCUCUGGUCCAAGUGAAGUUCCCAACUCGCGCGCACCGAUCAAAGUGGAGAGUCGCUCCCCAGACUCUCCUCAGCCCACCACGGUGCCAUGCGGUGACAGCCUUGAUAAGCCCUCCGAAGUCUCGCGGCCAUCGGAUGCGAAAGAUGCCUCUUUGACAAGGGAUACAUCGUCGCGAACCACGAAAGAGUCCGAACAACAGGCCGCCGGUGAGAGUCCAGAAAGUAGUCGGACGUCUCUUAGCUCCGGUGUUCGUACCCAUGUUCCAUAUUUCAGAUAUUUUGGACCGACAGCCAUUGUUCCUGGCUUUAAACAAAUGGUUGUCCAGGUCCGUGGCUCACGCAAGAGUAACCCAUCCAUUUCAUCCGAGUCGCUAUCACCUCUCCGAAGCCCAAAAUUCGAUGUCUCAUUAAACCCUUUAAAUUCCGCAACUGAAAGCCGUGAUGCAAACACCAUUCCGUUUUAUGAUCGAGAUGACUCUUUACCAGUAAGCAACCUCGUGACUCACCUUUGCGACCUCUUCUUUACACAUCUGGGAUGCAAUUUCCCCUUCCUCCAACGAGAGAGGUUUCUUCGCGAUUUGAAGGACAAAAAAGUCGAUACCAUGCUUGUCGAUGCAGUCUGUGCUCUAUCGGCCAGAUUUUCUCCUCAUCCGUUAUUGAGCCCCGCCCAGGCUCCCCCGAUUGAUGGCUCAGCACCCCCACCCGACAUAAGGAAGUCUGAUCGUGGCCAUUCGUUUGCCCACAGAGCGAUGGGUGCCCUCGUCGACUCUCUCUCAUGUCCAACAUUAUCCGUUGUUCAAGCAUGUCUGUUGUUGGCUUAUGAGGAGUUUGGCUCCAACCAUGAUAGUGGCCUGUGGAUGUACCUGGGCAUCUCCAUCCGAAUGGCCCAGGAUCUUGGGAUGCAGAAGGUCCAAGGGCUAAAAUAUAGCUAUGGGCAAAGUGGCGUAACGCCAAACGCAGUUAUGUCCGGGCAAGCUGGAAAGCUGAGGGAGGAGCAAUAUGAUGAUCCUCAGGUCUCUCAAAGCCCGGCCAAGGAGGCACAGAGCGUUGAUCAUCAACGUGCUUGGGAAAGGGAAAGAGUGGACACCUUUUGGAGCAUUUUCUUUCUCGACAGAGUGAUAUCAUCAGGCACCGGGAGGCCAGUAACUUUGCGUGAUGAAGACAUAGAGCUGUGUUUUCCUCUUCAGUCAGAAUCUCUGCUUCCCAACGGUUGGCCUGCACCAUUUCCGCCGCUUAUUCGCAUAAUACACCUGUAUGGAAGGGUGACGGAUUUGAUAAAUGGAAUCCAAGACGUAAAUCACGUCACAACGGAGACUCUGAAAAGACUAGCUGGAAUGGAGAGUGACCUGACAGGUAUCUACCAGCGCUUGUCCCCUAGGCUUCAUUUUAACGCGGCCAACUUUCAAGCGUAUGUGAAGGCAAAGGAAGGAACCAAUUUUAUUCUCCUCCAUUUUUGGUUCCAUACUUUAAUAGUCCUCCUCCAUCAACCCACUCUCCUGAAUUCCUUUGGCGGGACCAUACAGCAUCUUUAUCCGAACAGUCGAGAGCUGUCGAUGUCGUCUGCUAAGACUAUUGCAGAUAUUCUGUCAUUCUCCGAGUUGGUGGAUGGGAAAAGCUUUAUUGGAAACCCCUUCACCAGUCAGCCAAUGUACAUUGCUGCGUGUGCAUUUCUUAUGGAGAGUGCAUAUUACACGUCACCCUCGUCAAGGUCCGGUUCUCCCCCCAGUCAACCCUUACUGGCCAAUCAAACCAGUGGCUUUGUUAUGCCCAAUUUGGACCCCUCUGGUGGAACAGACCGAAAACCGACUGCAAAGCAUAUUCUUCUGGCGUCCGCCGCUAAAGAGAAUUAUCAGCGAUGCUACAAAGCACUCAAGGCACUUGAGACGUAUUGGGAGGGAACAAAGUACAUCCUUACAGUUCUAGAUCAGAAGGCUAAGGGAAUCGUCGAUCCCCUUUUAUAUACCGUGGAAGAGAUGGAAAGCACAGCCGACGUGUCUCCGGUCCAGUCUCUUGCAGCAUCCAAUUGGCGACGAUCGGGUUCUAUGGGCACUGCAACUGGCCCAGAGGGAUCAGGAAUGGCUGUAGAUUCCUCGUCGGACAGGAAAUGUUCCCCAAAAAUCGACCCCAGUCAAGCAAUCGGCUGGGCCCUUACUGGAGCGACCAACUCCUCCCAGCCUAACCUGAGCUUGCUUUACCAGAUGCCUGCAACACAGGUAGAUUCGGCACCCAACCGGCCUGCUUACUCCUCCCAAUACAGCCACAGUUAUCCCACGUUACCUAUACAGUCCGGUAGUAAUCAGAGCCCGAAUUCAUAUUCUCAAUCGCUCGAGCCGGCUCGAACGACGUCCGCAACGUCGAACCCGUCUAUUGCAGCGGGGUCGGCCAAGUUCUCCCCAUUGCCGUCUGCACGAGUCUCCACUUCCGAUGCGAAUCUCCUUUUAGGCCUGAACAAUUCAUAUUCUACAUCUCGUCCUCCAGCAUCUCAGGCCGCGUAUCCUCCAAACGUCCCUUCAUCGCGACUCGAGACGCAGUCCUCUUCGUAUAGUUACAACCUUCCGUCGGCGCCAAGUGAGCAACAUCCAAGCGGUGGGCACAUAAGCUCAAGAGUUCCGGAAUUUCACCCAUCAGCAGGCGCCCACGGCGAUGUGAUGAUAGGAAGUCAGGAUAUUGAUAUGGCCAGUCUUCAGCAUCAAGAUCAACUGCCGUUCGCCUUUAACGGGGAGAUUCUGCCUUGGUUAGAGUACCUUCCUCAAGAUGUCCUCAAUUAUUUCGGGGAACACCAAAACUACACUCUGAUGAGUCCUGAUGACAGUGCCCCGCGGCCGCCUCAGUAG